This is a messenger RNA of Solanum dulcamara, 1363 nucleotides long. Its product is annotated as eukaryotic translation initiation factor 3 subunit F. Gene Ontology annotation, biological process: translational initiation. Gene Ontology annotation, cellular component: eukaryotic translation initiation factor 3 complex, eIF3m. Gene Ontology annotation, molecular function: metallopeptidase activity; translation initiation factor binding; translation initiation factor activity. Lineage: Eukaryota; Viridiplantae; Streptophyta; Magnoliopsida; Solanales; Solanaceae. Bases 106 to 963 code for a protein of 285 amino acids. The record is from RefSeq and is a predicted model, not a curated record. The transcript is spliced from 6 exons.
UUCCAAUCCGCAAAACCCUAGCAAUUUCACUCAUCUCAGUACUCUCCAUCUUACAGUUCUUCGUGUAUUUCUCGCUCACAGUACGAAGAACAGUGGAUAACAACAAUGGCGUCCAUCGAUCAAACAGUGUUGCAAUUUUCGCCAUCAUCAGCGAGCUUAUCGGCAAAAGUUCACCCUUUGGUCAUUUUCAACAUCUGCGAUUGCUUUGUGAGGCGGCCUGACCAAGCUGAGCGUAUCAUAGGCACUCUUCUAGGAUCUGUAUUGCCUGAUGGUACUGUUGACAUUCGGAAUUCUUAUGCCGUUCCACACAGCGAGUCUCAAGAUCAGGUUGCACUGGAUAUUGAUUACCAUCAUAACAUGUUAUCGUCUCAUCAGAAGGUGAAUCCGAAGGAAGUGAUUGUUGGAUGGUUUUCUACUGGUUUUGGAGUCUCUGGUGGCAGUGCUUUGAUCCAAGAGUUUUAUUCUAGAGAAACUUCAAAUCCUAUACAUUUGACUGUUGAUGCUGGAUUUCAAAAUGGGGAAGCUUCAAUAAAAGGCUUUGUCUCUGUGCAUUUGUCUCUCGGAGAUCAGCCACUUGCUGCUCAAUUCCAGGAAAUUCCAUUGGACCUACGUAUGGUUGAAGCUGAAAGGGUUGGAUUUGAUAUGCUCAAGACAACAACUGUGAACAAACUUCCCAAUGAUCUUGAAGGAAUGGAAGCAUCAAUGGAACGAUUACUUGCUCUUAUUGAUGAUGUCCACAAAUAUGUUGAUGAUGUCGUGGAAGGACGUCUACCCCAGGAUAACAAAACAGGAAGAUUCAUAGCUGAUACCGUGGCUACAAUUCCUAAACUCUCACCCCAAGCCUUUGAUAAGCUUGUGAAUGAUGGUCUUCAGGACCAAUUGGUUUUGCUGUAUUUGGCAAGCCUCACGAGAACUCAACUCAGCUUUGCAGAAAAGUUGAAUACCGCUGCUCAGAUCCUGUGAUUGAUGAUGAUUUCAUUCUCUUGUAAUGCAAGGCAGAUUUUUGACCGGGUGACUGAAGGGUCUGACUUUCAACCAAUCAAUCCUCUUGAUAGAUAAGGCCUCAUGGGUUUCAAGAACUAUAUGAUUGGCUAAGUAGUUUUACAUAUUCUCCUUUUGGACGUGGUGGGGUAAGGGUUGGACUAGAUGGACAAUAUGUAAUGCGAGAGAGACUCAGUGUACUCGAUAGUUUAGAGGUGAUAGGCGUAAGGAUACAACAAGUUUCCAUCUUUUUGUACUUGUCUUUCAUGGCAUUAAGCUUAAUAGUUGCUAAUUGAAAAUGCCCAGUACUUUUGACAGCUCCUGUUCGAAAUUUCUUUUCCAAACAGGAAAUAGUAAACUUAAUACAUAAAACUUUCUUGAA